Arachis duranensis is the source of this 1292-nucleotide messenger RNA. Its product is annotated as pectinesterase 3. NCBI's taxonomy places the organism in Eukaryota, Viridiplantae, Streptophyta, Magnoliopsida, Fabales, Fabaceae. The transcript has a single exon. Bases 134 to 778 code for a protein of 214 amino acids. Gene Ontology annotation, molecular function: enzyme inhibitor activity. The record is from RefSeq and is a predicted model, not a curated record.
AUUUUGGUACUUUAAAGUUUAACCCCUUACCUUACCUCAACACGGUUUCUUUUCCGAACCGACGACUUGGAAGAUUAAAUAGAGAAGAAGGGUGUGAAGGGCAUUGAAUAAAAUAAUAGCAACAAGGCACGGGAUGGAUUGUGUGAAGAUGUUGAAGAACAAAGGAUACGGCAAAGUAGAAGAAGAGAAUCAGAGUCACUACGUCGAAGAUCAGCACAAACAUUAUUCCAAAUCCCUAAUCGCUACUCUCUCCACCGUCGCACUCUUCUUUCUCACUCUCCUCUUCGUUCUCGCCUUAGUCCGCCAUGAGCCCGCCGACUCAGCCACCGAGUCCAUCCGAGUCGCCUGCAACGUAACUCGUUAUCCCAACUCCUGCUUCACCAGCUUAACCUCCUUCCUCAGCAACACCACUACCACGAAAGCCAUGGAUCCACAAGCUAUCUUGUCCCUUUCACUCCGAGUCUCCAUCCACGAACUCUCUAAUCUCGCCUCCUCCUCCUCCCUCUCCGUUGACUGCAGGGAGCUCGUGGAUGACGCCGUCUCCCGCCUCAACGACUCCCUCUCGAAGGUGGAAGCGGCACCAAAGGGGCUGACGGAGGCGGAGAUGGCGGACGCGCGCACGUGGGUGAGCGCCGCCUUGACAGACCAGCAGACGUGCCUGGAUGGACUGGAGGAGAUUGGGUCCUCCAACGCUUCGGAGGUGAAGACCAAGAUUGAGAGGUGCGGUGAGUACACCAGCAAUACCUUGGCCAUUCUUGCCAAUUUUAAAAUAUCUUAGCUUGAGCUUGAUGCUGAUUUUAUUCAUAUAGUUAUGUGUGCAAUGUUAAACCAGUAAAUGACAGAUAUGAUUAAUAAUCACUGAUCCGGUGAACCUAAAGAAGGGUGGAAACUCUUGUGUUUAUAGCUGAGAAUUAUUAGAUGAUUUGACAAAAUAAAAAAAACAUGAAUUAAAGUAUGUUGCGGAUGGGUUAGGAAUUUUGAGCAAUGAAUGCUGCUGUCUUGUGCCUAAAUGUGUAACUGUAUUAAAAGUUGAGUAUAUUAUGAUCGCUGUGACAAUUACAAAUGGUUGUGGAUCUAAGUUAUUAUUAUGUUAUGUUUGUAUAUUCAGACUUCGGACCUUCGUAUAUAUGUUUUGCAAUAUGCCAAAUAUAGUAUCCUAAACCCCCAAAUGGCCAAAUCCAAUAUUUGAGCAUUGGAUCAACUUUCUCGGGUAGUGAUUAAUGUUGUCUUGUAAUAGUUACCCAGAAUCAGAGGUGGAAUAUAUAUCUAAUAUCUUUGCAGUUGCAGCUAAA